AUGAUGACCAAGUAUUACCAGCACACCCUUGCCUUGGCUUUUGCUGUCAAGGAGAUCAAUGAGAAUUCCAAGAUUUUGCCAAAUGUUACGCUUGGUUUCCACAUUUAUGACAGCUACUAUGAUGCAGCAAUGACUUAUCGGACCACUCUGGACCUCCUCUUCAAAUUGCAUCAAUUUGUCCCAAACUACAAGUGUGACACCCAGAAGAACCUUGUAGCCAUCAUUGGGGGACUUGGAUCUGAUACUUCUUUCCAUAUGGCAGACAUUCUGAGUCUCUACAAGAUUCCACAGCUCCACCCAUUCCUUCAUAGGAUUUCAUUCAACAAUUCCGCAGGAGAUACCUUGUCCUUUAAUGAAAACAAAGAAAUGGAAGCUGGAUUUGAGAUAAUCAGAAUGGUCAUUCUUCCUAAUAAUUCCUUCCAGAGAAUAAAGAUUGGAAAAGUAGAUCCCAAAGCUCUGGAAAGAAAUGAAUCAAUCAAUGAAAAGAUUAUUGUGUGGCACAGAAAUUUUAACCAGGUGAUGCCUCUUUCAGUCUGCAACGAAUUCUGCCAUCCUGGUUACCAUAAGAAAAGGAAGGAAGGGGAGAAAUUUUGUUGUUAUGAUUGUACUCCAUGCUCAGAAGGAAAGAUUUCAAAUGAGAAUGACAUGAAUGACUGCUUCAAAUGUCCACAAGAUCAAUACCCAAGCAAGGAGCAAACCCAAUGCAUUUUCAAACAUCUAAGCUUCCUGACAUUUGAAGAAUCAUUGGGCAUCACUUUAGCAUCUCUUGCUGUUUCUUUCUUCUUCCUCACAGUCUUGGUAUUUGCAACUUUUAUUAAGCACAGAGAUACCCCUAUUAUCAAAGCCAACAACCAGGAUCUCACUUACAUUCUCCUUGCCUCCCUCCUACUCUGCUUCCUCUCUUCUUUGCUUUUCUUGGGCCAACCAGGGAGGGCAACCUGCUUCUUCCGACAACCAAUUUUUAGCAACAUCUUCUCUGUGGCUGUGUCUUGCAUACUAGCUAAAACCAUCAAUGUAAUUGUGGCUUUCAUGUCCAGAAAGCCAGGCUCCAGCAUGAGGAAGUGGAUGGGAAAAAGACUUACUAACUCUAUUGUCCUUUCCUGCUUUUCUUUUCAAGCAAGCAUUUGUAUUGCAUGGUUAACAACCUCACCUCCAUUCCCUGAGUUAGAUGUACACUCAGCAACUGAAGAAAUCAUUCUGCAAUGCAAUGAAGGGUCAGUCUUCAUGUUUUCCUGUGUUCUGGGCUAUCUGGGUCUCUUGGCCCUUGCCAGCUUCAUUGUGGCCUUCCAAGCUCGUAAACUUCCAGACAUUUUUAAUGAAGCCAAGUUUAUCACCUUCAGCAUGUUGGCCUUCUGCAGUGUGUGGGUCUCCUUUGUGCCAACCUACCUAAGUACCAAGGGAAAAGCCAUGGUGGCUGUGGAGGUCUUCUCCAUCUUGACUUCCAGUGCUGCAUUACUGGGGUGUAUCUUUUUCCCUAAAUGCUACAUAAUUUUGUUGAGGCCUGAACUGAACAACAGAGAACAAAUAAGAAGGCAAAAAAUUAACAGCCCUGAUUAA
Molecule: messenger RNA, 1557 nt
Organism: Python bivittatus (Burmese python)
Lineage: Eukaryota; Metazoa; Chordata; Lepidosauria; Squamata; Pythonidae
Source: RefSeq, a predicted model, not a curated record